GCUUGAUAAAGCCAGAAAGUAAGAGGAAGAGAACUUUACCGGAAUCGGAGUUCUAGGGCUCAACUGCUAGGUGACAAAAAACAAAGUAAAAACCAGCAACCUUUUGAGACAUUUGACGGAGGAUAAUAAUUCUGAAGCUGGCAUCAAAAAACCACUUCUUAUCUCUCUGUUCAUCGAUCUUAUUGUUCGUGAUUGAGGAUGGAAUCAUCACCUUCGUCAUCGUCAGUGAUAACGCCAGAAGAUGUAAUGGGGACUUUGAUGAACGACGGCACAAUCGAUUCCAUGAGGUUGAAAAUCAUUACUCACCUCAAAGCUAAUGAAGAGCUCAAAAAUACCACCAUAAAGAUGGUUGAGCAAAGCAGGGUUCUCAACACUCCUGGUGCUGAAAAGCAGACCAAAAGAGAGCUAUUUGAUGCACUCCGGCAAGAACUUGAGACUUCAGUGCUUGAGAAAGCUUCUAAAUCAGUUUGGGAGCUUAUUUUGGAUAACAAUGGGAUAGGAAAGGAAAUAAGUGAAACGGUUGAACAAGUAUUCUGUCGGUUGAGUGGAAGAGAACCACCAUUAUUUGUAUCGGAUUUUGGACCUCAACCAGAGAAAGGGAAAGAGAAAAAUAGUGUGCAAGACAGGCAGAAAGAGGAAAGCCGAGAAACUGGAAAAGAUAAUUCUGAAUCUGCAGCAAAGAAGAGAAAGAUGAAUACAGAAGAGGGGAUUGAUGAAACCGUUAGCAAACCUAGUGACAAAUCAACCUCAUCAGAUGAUUCUAGUAAAAUGCUGCCACCAAAUGCAAAAAGGCAACACACUUCCUGAAUCAACUCCAUUGUCUUAUCCAUCUUUUUUCAUCUUUUAGUGAGGGAUUUCUUUUCUUCAUGCCCUCUUUUUUCCUUCAUCUGUUUUUGGUUCAGAUACCAGGAGAAUCUUUGACAUCAGUACUUCUACAUAUUUAACUUGUAACAUGGUCUGUUAAUACUAAAAUUAGAACUGUUCACUAGGCGUUAGGUUCUUUGAAAUCUAUGUAGCUUAUCAGUUCAAAAAUUAAUUCCUGGGCUUCCAGAAUGAGCAUUGCUUUACGUUUCAGUUGUGUAGAAUAUCCAAAACGCUCUUCUUUUGGGUUGGA
This is a messenger RNA of Nicotiana tabacum (common tobacco), 1114 nucleotides long. RefSeq lists its product as uncharacterized. NCBI's taxonomy places the organism in Eukaryota, Viridiplantae, Streptophyta, Magnoliopsida, Solanales, Solanaceae. The record is from RefSeq and is a predicted model, not a curated record.